GUACCGUAACACCACGAAUAGAUGCGCGGCUGGUGUGGCGUCUGUGGUGUGAGCACUUGACUCUCGCUCCCAGUCUCCCCCUCGUCCUCCGUAGAAAUGGCCGCGACAGUGAAACUCAACACCGGUGCACAUAUGCCCACAGUCGGGCUCGGCACAUGGAAGUCUGCCCCCGGUCAGGUGACAGAAGCAGUGAAAGCAGCCAUCAAGGCAGGAUACAGGCUCAUCGAUGGAGCGUUCAUCUACAAAAACGAGUCGGAGGUGGGAGACGGUGUUGAGGCCAUGAUCAAGGAUGGCGUGGUGAAGAGAGAGGAUCUGUUCAUCGUUAGCAAACUGUGGUGCACUUUCCAUGAGAAGUCCGCGGUGAGGCCGGCUUGUGAGAAGACCCUCAGUGAUCUCCGGCUGGAGUACGUAGACCUCUACCUCGUGCACUGGCCCAUGGGUCUCAAGCCCGGCGAUGACGACUUUCCUCUGGACAGCGCAGGACAGCUGAUCAGUGGUAACACAGACCUACUGAAGACUUGGGAGGGGAUGGAGGAGCUGGUUGACGCUGGUUUGGUGAAAGCCAUCGGUGUCUCCAACUUCAACAAGGAGCAGAUCGAAGCCAUUCUCAACAAGCCCGGCCUCAAAUACAAGCCGGCCAACAACCAGGUGGAGUGCCACCCCUACCUGACCCAGGAGAAGCUGAUCAACUACUGCCACUCGCAGGGCAUCACAGUGACUGCGUACAGCCCGCUGGGCUCCCCUGACAGAGCCUGGGCUUCAGCAGAUGACCCACCACUUCUGGAGAGUCCCAUCCUGAAGGCCAUUGCAGAGAAGUACAAGAAGAGCACAGCCCAGGUCCUGAUCCGCUUCCACGUCCAGAGGAACGUGAUCGCGAUCCCCAAGUCCGUCACGCCUCAGCGCAUUCAGGAGAAUUUCCAAGUGUUCGACUUUGAACUGAGCGCAGAGGAAAUGAAAACUAUAUCUGGAUUCAACAGGAACUGGAGGGCCUGUCCCAUGGAGUGGGGCACGACCCACAAGGACUUUCCCUUCAAAGCUGAAUUCUGAACAGCUGGACACGCUGGUUUUUCUCAAGGUUUGCAGUGAAAGCUGGGGUUUGCUUUCUUUCACCUCCCUGAACCUUUAAAGCCACUUACACUCUACAGUUAGAUUUUAUUUUUAUGUUACAGGAAAUGCAAGGUAUUUUCAGGAGCAAUUAUACCUUUCUUUUGUCACUGGUCUUGUCUCCAUGCUCCAAAGACGCAUUUGCACUCAAGAUGUUUCCACUCAUACAAUGAGAGUUAACUGUCUUGUCAUUGCGUAGUUAUUACACGUCAAGAGGUCAUGCACAUCCAACUGUUUAACCAGAGUUAGCGGUAAAGCUAAUCUGCAUUUUUCUGUAAAACGUUUACCUAAAUGUAAAAGGAACAGAUUCUCAAACUAAAUGAUAAAACAUUCAGGUCAAAAUAUCUUUUGGUAGCACAGAUGUACCAAUCCUGUUUCAACAAACACUCCUCAUGGCCUGAACUUUCUUUCUCUCCAGAUUUAUUUUUUCAAAUCUGCAGUUGUAGCUUCCUCUUUGUUUUUCUUUCUUUUCUUAAGUUUUAUUUCUGUGACUUGGGCUGAGGUGUUCAUGACUGCACAAUAGAUUUCCCCAAUCAUGAAUGACAAAAGUACUUCCCCCCCCCAUGUUGUCUAAGUCAUGUGGCACUUUGUAACCAUGUGUAUUAAUCUCGUUAUGAAAUAACCACUCUCACUUCCCCUGUCAGCUGUUUUUAUUUUUAAUAAAGUCCUGUGGCAGAAAAAUACAACAA
Molecule: messenger RNA, 1793 nt
Organism: Pleuronectes platessa (European plaice)
Lineage: Eukaryota; Metazoa; Chordata; Actinopteri; Pleuronectiformes; Pleuronectidae
Product: aldo-keto reductase family 1 member B1
Exons: 10
Coding region: 97-1047 (316 amino acids)
Cellular component (GO): cytosol
Molecular function (GO): aldose reductase (NADPH) activity
Source: RefSeq, a predicted model, not a curated record